CGCAUUUCCGAGCUCAUUUACUGGCCGAUAAAGCUGCGAAUUCAGACAAUAAGUAAGAGAUAUCAGACAUGGGCCAUGGGCCCCCGUUCUUGACUUGGAAACCGACUUUCAAGUCGCUUCAGUAAAACUGUUUUUAGCUUGGGUAUCAAAUAUGGCCGGCUCCAAUGAAUCAAACCUCCCGAUCACAUCGCCUUCCUGGCUACGACAUGAGAAGGGUUCCCAUCGUGGGACUGGUCUAUAUCCUAGUUUCUACCUCCCAUGCCCUCGAUCUCGGAGCUCGACCUAGUUGACUUGCACGGCAGAGUAGCUAUCGUGACUGGUGGAAACACUGGCAUUGGCUAUGCUACCAUCCAGAUGCUGGCGCGCAAGGGGGCUAAGGUUUAUAUGGCUGCGCGGGACCAAGAACGAGCAGAAACAGCCAUACAACAACUCGAGGCUGAAGGGAUCUCGGAUGGGAGUGUGCAUUGGCUCAAAUUUGACCUUUCGGACGUCCGCAAAGUGCGAGAUGCCGCAGAAAGCUUCCGUAAGAAAGAGGAGCGCCUGGACAUCCUCAUCAAUAACGCAGCAAAGGCAUUGCCUGGACCAUUUCUUGUAAACGCCGACGGGCUUCUAGACAUCAUGGCUAUCAAUCAUAUCGGGCCCUUUGCUUUGACCCAAAGUCUCCUUCCACUCAUGAUUGAGACGGCCAAAAGCCCCAACUCCGACGUUCGGAUAGUCAAUUUGACCUCGAUGUUGCACACCUCUGCGAAACCGUCGACAUUUGCGACAAAGGACGCCUUGAAUAAGAACUACGGAGACUCGUUUUUGGGGUCUAUCGGUACAUACGCGAACUCGAAACUGGCCAACGUCCUGCACAUGAAGGAACUUCAAAAGCGUCUUUCUGCUGAGUCUGUCCCCAUCACAUGUAUUGCAGUGCAUCCAGGGACCGUGAAAACGAGCAGUGCGGACGAUUCCCUGGGCUCUGUGCCUUGCCUCGGGUGGCUGUUGCGGGACUACAUUGGGCCGCUGUUCUAUGCGCCCUGGCACCGUGGUGCGAUGCCUGUCGUUUUUGCCGCGGCAGGUGCGAAAGUGGCAGAGGACAAUGCGAGAUACCGUGGCGCCUAUGUGGGGCCGCCGGGUGUUCUGGCCCAGUCAUCAAAGUAUGCACUGGAUGAGCGCCUCCAGCAAGAGUUGUUUGAUACCACCGAGGCAAUACUGGCAGAGCUCGAAUAGUUGAAGUUCAAUUUGUAAAAUACCGUUGUUUAUGAGAUAUGUGGAUGUGAAAUCAC
Mycena citricolor is the source of this 1268-nucleotide messenger RNA. NCBI's taxonomy places the organism in Eukaryota, Fungi, Basidiomycota, Agaricomycetes, Agaricales, Mycenaceae. The record is from the annotation of a GenBank genome assembly.